AUGAAACAGUCAUCAACACCAAGUAAUCCACCACCUUUACCAUUACCACCAUCUACACCUGUAUUAACACAUAUUGAUAAAAAUCUUAAAAAACAACUUGAUGAACGUGAAAAACUUUUUCUUCUCUAUGAACAUGAAGGUAAAAUACCUGAAUUAAUAACUGAUAUAAGUCAUUUACAAUCACCACGUCUCUCAACAACUGAUCCAAAUUCUAUCGAUCAUUAUGGUUUUAUACAUGAUAAACCAAUUAAAUCAUUAUCAAUUAAUGAUCGUAAACAAAUUCAACAAGAAAUUAAACGUAGUGAACGUUGGAAUAAAAUGUUACGAAAAGCAAGUCAUACAAUAACAAGAGAUAAUGAACAAUUACGUAGACGAAUGUUUAAAGGUUUACCAAGUACCUUACGUGGUGCAUUUUGGUCCCGGUUAUUUGAUCUUGAUGAACAAUUACGUGUUAACAAAGGUUAUUAUGAUAUAUUAAAAAAGAAAGCUCGAUUAUCAUCAACAUAUUUAAGUCAGAUUGAUCUUGAUGUACAUCGAACAUAUAGAAAUCAUCAAAUGUUCUGCAAUAGAUAUUGCCUAAGACAAAAACAUUUAUUUUCAAUAUUGGCUGCAUACAGUGUGUACAAUACAGAAAUAGGUUAUACACAAGGAAUGAAUCAAAUUGUUGCUUUUCUUCUUUUUUAUUUACCGGAAGAGGAAGCAUUUUGGGCAUUUUGUCAAUUAAUGACUAGUUCACGUUGGAUGAUGCAUGGAUUUUUUUGUCCAGGCUUUCCAAAAUUAUUUCGUUUUCAAGCACAAUUUGAAAAAAUUAUGAAAAAAAUGUUACCAAAAGUUUAUAAACAUUUUCAUACAUAUCAAGUUCAAAGUGAUUUAUAUACAAUUCGUUGGUUUAUGCUUUGUUAUCUUGAUUGUCUACCAUAUCCAUUAACACUUCGUAUAUGGGAUAUAUUUGUAUUAGAUGGUGAACAAGUUUUAUUAACAACAGCAUUUUGUAUAUUACGUAUACAUAGAAAAAAACUUUUACAUUUAAAAACAUUUGAUAGUAUAAAUUCGUUUUUAAAAAAUGAUUUAUGUGUAAAUUUUGCAAAUUCAUCAUUAACAAUUGAUGAAAUAAUUGAAGAAUAUGUUGUAUGUUAUGAAAAAUUAAAACAAAAUAAUUUACUAACAUUACCAACACCAACAGAAAAUGAAAUUCCAAUGAAACCAUUUAAUAUUUCAAUGGGAGAUAUAACAAAAUUAACAGAUAAUACUUCAAAUAAAAUUAUUAAUUCAGAUGAAACAACAAAAGCGAUUGAUACACCACCGAGUAAAAAUAGUACUUCGCCACGUAUAUUAACAACACAGAUGUCACCAAAAGGUACACCGAUACCAGUUAUUGAAACAUUUCUUGUCUCAUCAAUAGCACCAUUAGCAACAGCUGAUGAAGAUUCACCAUCGAUAGUAAAUUUACGUGAUACGUCUAUUGAAAAGCAAUAUAUGGAAAUCAAACGUUUAACUAAACCAGUACAAAUCAAUGAUCAACAAUAUUUAACUGAAUAUGAUAGUUGUACAGUUUUAUCAAGUGCUGAUCCAUCAUUAAGUGGUUAUAGAAGAAGACAAGGACAUUUUGGUGAUGAUGAUGAUGAUACAAUAAGUUCGAAAAGUGAUAUUAUCGAUGAUGAUGAACAUGUACAAAUAUCUCAUAUGAUCACAACAUCAUUUAUUCAUGAUGAUGACUAUGACAAAAUCAAACGUUCACCAUCAUUCUAUGAUAAUGUUGUCGAUAAUGAACAAUCUAAUUAUCAAUAUUUACGUUCACAACAUUAUGCAUUCGAUACGAGUAUUCGAUAA
Molecule: messenger RNA, 1830 nt
Organism: Adineta steineri
Lineage: Eukaryota; Metazoa; Rotifera; Eurotatoria; Adinetida; Adinetidae
Source: the annotation of a GenBank genome assembly